AUGGAGAAAUUUCCUCUACUACGUCUUCCAGCUGUUCCGUUGAAGAAAGUUGUAAAAGAACUAAACUUCAUACUACUUGCCUUGUGUAGUGAAAAAAUGGGCAGAGUUGUUGCAUCAAUGCGCUUCAAAACUUCAGUUUUUAAAAUCAAUCAUACAGCUGUGGAACAGAAUAUUAGUGUUUCUUUUAAGACAUUGAAUUUACAAUGGAAUUUUGUUGUUUCCAGUGAUGCAUCGGAAUACAACUAUAAAUACACUUUUGAGGGACAGGCCAUCAAAUUCAACAUUAUUAGACUUCACUGGCGCUACUUCACUAUCAAUUCCUUGUGUGGUAGCCCAACUGCUAAGACUGUUGAACAUUUUCUCAGAAAAACAUUUGUCUGUGAAAACAUAGAUUACAAAAUAGAUGGUAAAGGAUGUCCAAAUAUUGAGAACUACAUUUUGGAAAAAGUGAACAAGGACCCGAAUUGCAAGAGUUUAUCUUUGGGAGCAAUCGCGAAUGUACAUAUGAACAAUUCAUCUCGUCCUAAGCCUUUCACUCAACCGAUUAAAGAGGAAAAUUUGGAAUUUGUUUUCAAAAAUUUAGUGGAUCGAAUAGAAUUGAUAGUUGUUGGUGAUCCGGGGAAGAAAUUCAGAUACUAUUACCGAAUAACUCAGAAGAACGUUACAUUACGCACUCCUAAAUAUUGGUUCACAUUUCAAAAUUUAAUUGGAGCAAGGUGUGAAAGUUUGAUAUUAUCUCGGAACGAGAGAUCCUCUCAUUGCAAUUUGAAUCCAGAACAAUUGAAUAAUUAUUUGAAACGAUGGAUUGAUGGAAAGCAACCAGAUAUCUCAUAUUUGUAUGUCGAGCUCCAAUGGUAUCCACAAAAAACCGAGAAAUGGAGUCAGUUGACUGCAGGAAUUGAGCUGCUUGACUUUGAUGCAAAGCGAAACGACGAAGAUUAUGGGUAA
This is a messenger RNA of Caenorhabditis remanei, 948 nucleotides long. RefSeq lists its product as uncharacterized. The transcript is spliced from 4 exons. NCBI's taxonomy places the organism in Eukaryota, Metazoa, Nematoda, Chromadorea, Rhabditida, Rhabditidae. The record is from RefSeq and is a predicted model, not a curated record. Gene Ontology annotation, biological process: embryo development. The coding region runs from base 1 to 948 and encodes 315 amino acids.